Messenger RNA from Anguilla anguilla (European eel), 1809 nucleotides. Its product is annotated as lysoplasmalogenase-like protein TMEM86A. NCBI's taxonomy places the organism in Eukaryota, Metazoa, Chordata, Actinopteri, Anguilliformes, Anguillidae. The transcript has 3 exons. The record is from RefSeq and is a predicted model, not a curated record. Bases 87 to 800 code for a protein of 237 amino acids. Gene Ontology annotation, cellular component: membrane.
UUUUCGUGCCCGACGCAAAUACGUCCGCAUUCUCAGCAACAUUCAGUUUAACACAUUCAACUGAAUUCUGUGGAAUCAAACCAGAAAUGGUUUCCCCGGUCUCAGUGGUGAAGAACGAGGGCCCCAAACUGCUGCCCUUCUUCAAGGCCAUCUGCAUGUACUUCGCCCUGUGGCUGCCCACCUCCAGCCCGUCUUGGAUCAGUGCGCUGGUCAAGUGCCUCCCCAUCCUCUGCCUGUGGGCCUUCCUCCUCGCCCACGGCACCCGCUUCCUGCUGGCCCGCUCCGCCGCCCGCAAGAUUUUGGCCGGCCUGGUCUUUUCCGUGCUGGGCGACGUCUUUCUGGUCUGGCAGGAGGAUGGCUACUUCAGUCACGGGCUGCUGAUGUUCGCUGUCGCCCACGUCCUGUAUUCCUCUGCUUUUGGGAUGAGACCCCUGAACCCACUGGCAGGGGUGGUGGUGGCCUUCCUGUCCCUGCUCAGCUACACCAUCCUGUACCCGUGCCUGUUCGGGCCAUUCACCUACCUGGUGGGCGUGUACGUCGCGCUGAUUGGCCUCAUGGGCUGGCGGGCCGUGGCCGGGGUUCAGCUGGCCAAUGACCUGUGGACGUGGACCCGCCUGUCAGCCUGCCUGGGGGCGGGGUUCUUCAUUGUCUCCGACCUCACCAUCGCCGUGGACAAGUUCUGCUUCCCUGUGCCCAACUCACGCGCCAUCGUCAUGGGGACCUACUACGCCGCGCAGAUGCUGAUCGCCCUGUCUGCUGUGGAGUGCCAGGAGGCAGAGGCAUCGCGGAAGAGGGGAUGAAGUGGGGGCCUCGCCCUGUUCCCUAAAAAGUUAUGGAACGCCUCAUGUUAAGGGCAUAGAGACUACAUCUGUGACCCCCCACACAUGUUGUCAAUAUUGUACACCAGUAAUUCCAUGGAGAUGGAGAGGUGUUUAUAGAGUACACAGUCUGUGAUGCAUAUAGAGCACAGUCUGUGUUACAUACAGUACCGUACAAUAUACUUUAUUGUCCCCGUGGGGAAAUUGGUCUUUGACUCAAAUGCUGCACACAUAUAGCUGCCUCCAUUGUAGUAAUAAUAAAAAACAACCAACAUAAGCAAAUCACAACCACAAAUUACACAUAUUGCACAUAUUACACAACCAGUGAUAAGAACACCAUGAUCGCACAACCCCUGCAGCCUCAAGCAACAUUAUUUAAAAUUUUAAUUGAGGUAGGCACAAAUGAGUUUUUAAAAACGGUUGAGUGUUACAUUGGGGUACUCUAUAUCGUCUGCCAGAGGGUAAGAGCUGAUAUUCGGUGUGGAGAAUAUGAGAUGGGUCAGACAAUAUUCUCUGUGCUUGCCUGAGAACAGACUGCUCAUAUAUUGACUGGAGGGGAGCAGCAGCACAUGAGUCCUGGUCGCAAGCAAGGCAACGCCCCCGGAAAGUGUCCAUGAAGAUCCAUGCACAUGUACAGGAACACAGUGUGUACUGCAUACAGAUACUGUCUGUGUUGUAUGGUGGCAACCUGUACACACAAAAAGCACACAGUAACUGUGCUAUUGCAUCCGCAGUCUGAACUGCGUGCACAGCAGUCACACGGUGUCAGUUUUGCUGUGGAACUGUGCUGACACUCAGCAGUUCGGAAACCUCAUGUGCGUUUGGGGGUGACUGGCCACUCUGAUUGAAAUUCUUUCAAGACAGUGCUUACUCAACAUUUGCAUGCAUAUGUUCUUUCGUUUCAGCACUUUUCUUGUCAGCAGUGUUUCAUUUCAGCCGGUCAGAGUUUACUGUCGUUUGUCUUGUGGCAGAGCACUGUGCCCACAGAGAG